Molecule: messenger RNA, 2520 nt
Organism: Penicillium daleae
Lineage: Eukaryota; Fungi; Ascomycota; Eurotiomycetes; Eurotiales; Aspergillaceae
Product: beta-glucosidase
Exons: 4
Coding region: 1-2520 (839 amino acids)
Biological process (GO): glucan catabolic process
Molecular function (GO): beta-glucosidase activity
Source: RefSeq, a predicted model, not a curated record
AUGGCUACGAUGGACAUUGAUCAUAUCAUUUCCGAACUUUCUAUAAAUGAAAAGGUUUCUUUGCUUUCAGGCGUUGAUGCCUGGCAUACCUAUGCAAUUCCCCGCCUAGGCGUCCCAGCAAUUCGCACAACAGACGGGCCCAACGGUGCUCGGGGGACACGUUAUUUCAAUGGCGUACCCUCUGCCUGCCUCCCAUGCGGGACAGCACUUGGCGCUACAUUCGAUACAGACCUAGUCUUCGAACUCGGCCGCCUCUUAGCCGCGGAAUGCAAGGCCAAGGGAGCACACGUUCUGCUAGGCCCGACGAUCAAUAUCCAACGAGGUCCGCUGGGUGGGCGAGGCUUCGAGUCGUUUUCCGAGGAUCCAGUCCUCUCCGGCCUCGCCGCGGCGAGUUACUGCGCUGGAGUCCAAGCCCUUGGUGUGAUUCCUACGUUGAAGCAUCUGGUUUGCAAUGACCAGGAGCACGAGCGUGUCGCCGUUAGUGCACUGGUCACUGAACGCGCCUUGCGUGAGAUUUACUUGCUUCCCUUCCAGCUAGCCAUUAAGGUCGCGAGGCCGGGUGCCUUGAUGACCUCGUACAAUAAACUGAACGGAUCUCAUGCGAGCGAGAGCCCUCGGCUGUUGAGGGAGAUUGUUCGGAAUGAAUGGGGCUAUGAGGGCUUGAUCGUGAGUGACUGGUUUGGCACAUAUAGCGUCGCAGGGGCUGUCAACGCAGGCCUCGAUCUAGAAAUGCCUGGUCCCACGCGGUUCCGCGGUCCGGCCCUGAUGCAUGCGUUGACUUCCAACAAAGUCUCGGAGAGAACACUGGAUGACCGCGUACGUAAGGUGCUGGAGCUGGUGAAGCUUGCUUCAAAGGCUGAGAUCCCCGAAUACGCUCCGGAGCGUCAACUGAACCGGCCAGAGGAUCGCGCGCUUCUAAGGCGCGCUGCAGCCGAGUCGACCGUGUUGCUGAAAAAUGAAGAUAAUAUUUUGCCUCUCAACCCAAAAAAUAAGACCCUUAUUCUCGGUCCUAAUGCAGAUAUCGCUGCUUAUUGUGGAGGUGGUUCAGCAUCAUUGCUGGCAUACUACACUGUCACGCCGAGACAGGGUAUCGCAGCAAAAUCCGAGGUGGAAUUUACCCAGGGUGUCUAUGGUCACAAGGAGCUGCCUCUGUUCGGAGAGCAUCUCAAGACAGACAGUGGAGAGCGUGGAUAUACAUUCCGUGUCUUCACUGAGCCCCCGACUUGCAAGCUCCGCCAACAUGUCGAUGAGCUUCACAUGACCAACAGCUGUGCGUUCCUGAUGGAUUACAGCCAUCCCAAGGUGUCCGGUGAUACCUACUAUGCUACUCUGGAGGGAAUCUUCGAACCUCCCGAGAGUGGUGUCUAUGAAUUUGGACUCACUGUGGCGGGUACAGGACUGCUCUACAUCGACGGCGAGCUGGUCGUAGACAACAAGACCGUACAGCGGCCCGGAACUUCAUUCUUCGGAAUUGGUACCCUGGAAGAGAGAGGCUCUCGAUAUUUGGAGGCUGGCAAGCAACACCGACUGUAUAUCGAGUACAGCACUGCCCCAACCUCGAAUCUGAAACACCACGGGGUCGUCUCAUUCGGGCCUGGUGGUGUCCGACUUGGCGGGUGUCGAAAGCUAGACACGGAACUUUCCAUCCAGGAAGCAGUGCAGCUGGCAGCACAGACGGAGCAAGUGGUUGUCUGUGUGGGCCUAAGUGGCGACUGGGAAAGUGAGGGCUUUGAUCGCCCGCAUAUGGACCUGCCACAAGGAACAGAUGACCUCGUCAAGGCUGUGCUGGAGGUCCAGCCGAAUGCAGUCGUGGUUGUGCAGAGCGGUACGCCGGUUACGAUGCCUUGGGCCCAUCAGACUAAGGCGCUGCUUCAGGCGUGGUAUGGGGGCAAUGAGGCUGGAAAUGGAAUUGCGGAUGUACUCUUCGGCGAUGUUAACCCGUCUGCGAAACUCCCCCUGACCUUCCCGGCGGACGUUUCGCAUAACCCUUCAUAUCUAAGCUACCGCUCUGAGCGUGGAAGAGUGCUAUACAGCGAAGAUGUGUACGUAGGAUACCGCUACUACGACAAAGUCGGCUGCCCGCCACUCUUCCGUUUCGGCCACGGCCUCUCAUACACAACGUUCAACCUAUCCAACCUCGCAAUCCACGAGACACUCACCCCCGCCAAGUCAAAAAUCCAAGACGAAUCCAUCGAGCUCACCGUCUCGGUCGCCAACUCCGGCGCUCGCAGCGGUGCGGAGGUCGUUCAAGUCUAUGUGCACCCCCCGGCUACUGCGUCCGUGGGACGGCCUGUGCGGGAGCUCAAGGGGUAUAAGAAGAUCAUGUUGGAGCCUGGUGAGACAAAGGAGGUUUCUAUUGCUGUUCCAGUGGGCCUUGCGACCAGCUUCUGGGAUGAGGGGAGAUCCGCGUGGUUGAGUGAGGCUGGGAUGUAUACUCUUGAGGUUGUAGGAACUGGAGAAGGGAAUACGUUGGCGGCACAGUUUGAGGUUCGGACUUCGAGGUGGUGGAAUGGGCUGUAA